This is a messenger RNA of Astrephomene gubernaculifera, 815 nucleotides long. NCBI's taxonomy places the organism in Eukaryota, Viridiplantae, Chlorophyta, Chlorophyceae, Chlamydomonadales, Astrephomenaceae. The record is from the annotation of a GenBank genome assembly.
CUUAGGCAUUUCUUAUAAAAGCAUGCAACAUGAUGCGCUCAAUACAAAGCCGUAGAGUGGCGGUUUCACCGCUGGCAUCUGGGGCACCUACACCUCUUAGAGCACAUCGUCGUGGCAAAUUGAGCAAGCCCCAAGCACCUCAACAUGCCGCUCCCAUGCCUCCGCGCGGACCGAUUGACGCAAUCACAAACCAAAUACCGGAUCCAAUUCUACGAGCUGCCGUCAAGGAGCCGGUCGCGUUCUUGGGUGGCAUCUUCGCCGGCGUCUUUCGUCUGAACCUAGAUCAGGACCCCCUGCGGACGUGGGUGGAGCGCACCUCCUCACAGGCACGGGUGGUCCAAGAUGAGCGGCGGUAGAGUUGUACGGUACCAUCAGGGGUUGUUGCCGUACAAGAGUUCCCAAUAGGUGGCUGCACGUCAGGUCUUGGCCUGCUUUCGCCGUGCUGUGGCCAGAGCAGCAAAGGAGCAGCAACAGGAAGGGCAUCUACAGGUACUAGCACUCGUCCUUGCAUGGUGUCGUAGAAGUAGCAACGCUAGAGAGAAGCGCACUGAAGGCGGGACACGAGUGCAGUACAGCUGCUGCCGGGGGGAUGGGAGAGUCAGCGGCCACAAUCAAAGAAGCUUGCUGCCAAGUGGGGAGGGUUGGUUGACAGUAUGUUUGUUACAACGAGCUGCGGGAGCAUGGUAGUUGUCGAUCGGUUGCAGCUUUAAUGCUAGGUAGAAUGGGAGGUGCGAUGACUCCGAACGACGCGGAAAGGAAGAGUAUGAUGUGGGUUGUGAUGCAUGUCAUCAUGCAUAGUUGUUUAGGCAGCGGGG